Capsaspora owczarzaki ATCC 30864 is the source of this 1077-nucleotide messenger RNA. RefSeq lists its product as hypothetical. The coding region runs from base 4 to 999 and encodes 331 amino acids. NCBI's taxonomy places the organism in Eukaryota, Filasterea, Ministeriida, Capsasporidae. The transcript is spliced from 6 exons. The record is from RefSeq and is a predicted model, not a curated record.
CCAAUGACGGACACGAAUCGAGCAGUCUACCGAACAUUCAAUAUCAAGGAGCUCGAUUUCCAGUACUCGCCGUCCCAGUGGAGCAUCCGCGGCUCGCCGGACGAAGUGAUCAACAAGCAUGUUGCCUGGCUCGUCAAUGGUUCGGAUCGCGCUCGCAAGGUGCUUGCAGAGUCUGCGCAGUUGAACGUGCGCUACAGCACACUCGAGGCCAAGGUUGCUGGUGGUGGUGGUGGUGGUGGUGCUGCAGCCAUUCCAGCCGAUUCCAGCGAAACCGCGCUGGAUCUCUUCUUCCCGCCCGAGGCCAAGACGCCAGAACAGCGUGCAAAAUGCCCGCUCGUGAUUUACAUCCAUGGUGGAUAUUGGCAAUUUCUCAAUAAGGAUGCGUCUUCAUUCAUGGCAGAGAAUUUUUGCAAGCACGGCCUUGCCGUAGCGGCCAUCGGCUACACGUUGGCGCCAGCAGCCAACAUUUUCGAGAUUAUUCAUCACACGCGGCUCGGAGUGGCCUUGGCCCACCAGUUGUGCCCCGGGACUACAGCACACUUGAUUGGUCAUUCCGCUGGUGGACACCUAGCAGCCAUGUGUAUCGCGACUUCGGCGGAAGAGUGGCAAGCCAAGUACGGAGUGCCUGCUGGCUGGAUUCGAAGCGCUACACUGGUUUCGGGCGUCUUUGAUCUGCGACCAAUCACAAUGGUUCCUUCCGUCAAUGAUGCUGUCAGGUUGACAAUGGCCGAUGCUCAAGUGGCUUCGCCUCUCCUCCUUCUUGCAUCCAUUCCUCACGACAUUCAUGUCAUCGUUGCCGUUGGUCGGCACGACCCUGAGGAGUUCCGACGCCAAUCUCGCGAGUUUCACGACAAUCUCGUACAGCACCGCGGCAACAUUACGGACAAGACCCAGUUUGUGUACUGCCCCGAAGAUGACCAUUUCGAAGCGAUCGAGAAGCUGUCUCACGCCGACUUUUGCGUGACCCAAGCUGUCUUUGCUGUCGCUCGCCGUGUUUGACCCUUCAACAUCCCAAAAUCUUAUUCCUAGACGACCACCCAUUCUCCAUUUCCAUUGUGAACGUGUGACCAAAACCCU